This is a messenger RNA of Cotesia congregata, 375 nucleotides long. The record is from the annotation of a GenBank genome assembly. NCBI's taxonomy places the organism in Eukaryota, Metazoa, Arthropoda, Insecta, Hymenoptera, Braconidae.
AUGGCUGAAAAAUUAGAAGAUCUGAAUCUACCCAAUGCAGUGGUGACUCGAAUUAUUAAAGAAGCGCUUCCAGAAGGAGUGACAAUCGGCAAGGAAGCCAAAGUAGCUGUCGCGAAAGCCGCGUCUAUUUUCAUCUUGUACCUGACAACCUCAGCGAACACCGUCGCCAAGAAAACUAACCGGAAAACGAUAACGGGUCCAGAUGUCCUCCAAGCCAUGGAAGACAUUGAGUUUGACAGGUUCGUAGAUUCGCUCCAGGACGCGCUCAACAAUUUCCGAAAGUCCCAGAAGGAGAAGAAGGACGCGAGUAAGAAAAAGACCCAGAAGCCUGAUGACAAAGACAGCAACGAGGUGGAAAUGAUCGAUGACGAGUAA